Erythranthe guttata (spotted monkey flower) is the source of this 675-nucleotide messenger RNA. RefSeq lists its product as uncharacterized. The record is from RefSeq and is a predicted model, not a curated record. NCBI's taxonomy places the organism in Eukaryota, Viridiplantae, Streptophyta, Magnoliopsida, Lamiales, Phrymaceae.
AUGGAGUCAUAUAAUUCAUACACAACUACCAAUUCAGCUUCUUCGUCAUCUUCUUAUUCCGCCGACCAGUUUUCUUCUGAAAUAUAUCAGCAUGGUCAGGAAGAGAAGAGAUGGAAACAACAACCGCCGCCGCCGCCGCAGGCCCACCGCUCCUCGCUCCACUCCGUCCGCAAGAGCGUGAUUACGAAGAAGCCCAUUUCGCCGAUGCCGGCACCAAACCCUCCGAAGGUGUACAAGGUGGAUCCCGUUGAUUUCAGGGAUGUUGUUCAGAGGCUCACCGGUGGUGCGCCGCCGGAAUUCCUGCCGACGACGCGGCUGCAGGAGGUGGCGCCACCGCCUCUGACAAUUUCUCCACAAGAAGACAAGCCCAGAAAUAAAAGAUUAACGGAGAGUAAUUUUGAGGCAAUUAGCCCACUUGGGUUCAGCUUGUCGCCUUCUUCGCUUGAAUGGUGUUCAUCCAUUCUUUUGACUCCACGAACCCUUUAAUUAAUUUCCUCUUAAUUAAUUUGAAACAACUUCAUUUAUUUUAGAUUAUUAAUUAUAUUGUUCUUUUUCUUUGCAACUUCAUUUUAUAAUGGAUUUAAUUUAUAAUACGUCGUCGUUUAUGUACUCAGUUUAUCGUGUCAUUUUUAUUUUAUUUUGUUAUUAUUUACUUCUAUUUUUUUAUGAAGAAAA